Messenger RNA from Penaeus chinensis, 8282 nucleotides. RefSeq names its product cytoplasmic FMR1-interacting protein-like (gene Sra-1). NCBI's taxonomy places the organism in Eukaryota, Metazoa, Arthropoda, Malacostraca, Decapoda, Penaeidae. The record is from RefSeq and is a predicted model, not a curated record. The transcript is spliced from 30 exons. Gene Ontology annotation, molecular function: small GTPase binding; RNA 7-methylguanosine cap binding. The coding region runs from base 327 to 4943 and encodes 1538 amino acids. Gene Ontology annotation, cellular component: neuron projection; SCAR complex; synapse. Gene Ontology annotation, biological process: cell projection assembly; cell morphogenesis; regulation of translation.
AGAUAGCUCAGCUCAUGUUGUCUUUGUGGAGUGUAGAGACAACAAGACGUGGCUACAGAAGAACUUGAAAUCUUAUUAGUGUUUGACACAUUUGUGUUCUUGAAAAAAGUGCAGCUCGAAAAUUUAUUAUUGGUACCAAAAUGAACACAUACUAAGAGAUGAAAGCUAGAACACGCUUAAAGACCAAGACGAAUUAAAAUCUUCAAAGUUCCCUCGAGCGACGCCUUAACUCCCCAAGAUGGCCGACCUCCCGCCGCCUCCGCCGCCUCCGCCCGAAGACUACGACAUCGACCUCCUGCCUCCGCCUCCUCCGCCUCCCAUCGACUAUGACAUGUCCGCCCUCCCGCCGCCUCCGCCGCCUCCUGCGGACGACUUCCAAGCGCCUCUUCCUCCUCCAGACUACGACCUGGACAGUGCGCCUCCUCCGCCGCCCCCGGAGGUCCUCUACGAGAGUGCGGGGAGCGGAGACCCCCAGGGCCUCGCUGGCGGACAUGGGGCAGCGGGCCAGCUCGCGCGAGUCCGACACGGCGAGCCUCUCCAGCCGCAGGUCCACAUGGUCCUCGACGAGCCAGAAGAGGGCUACCCCGCGCCCCCCUUCGCGCCAGAGCAUGGUCAGCACACCUUCCGUCGGUGAGCGCAGAGGGUCUGGCGCACCCGUCCUACAGCGCCAGGUAUCCUCGGCUUCGAUGGCAGCCUACACGCAGCCGUUCAUGCUGACGGAGGAAGCCCAGGGCUCCUCUUCUCUGUACGGCACGAUGAGCAAGGCGGCGCGGAGGGCAGCCAAGACGCAGCAGCAGCCCCAUCACUCUGCUGAGGCGUACGGUACAAUCCGGCGCGGGAAUGCAGGCAUGAACCGGUUCGAUUUGCAUGAUCACAAAAGUGGUUCCAGUUCAAGCAGAGACGUGAGGAAUGUUCAAUGGAACGAACUAGGAAGAUCGUCCAGGAGCAGCCUGCAUUCGGUCUCCAACGGCUCUCAGAUGACCUUGUCCGGGAGUGACCUCGCGCCGAUUCCACAGGAGGAGACGGGCCAGCACGACUUUCUCACAAGACUCAAGCCGGUGCCCAGGCUUGUGAGCGAGGAGGGCGUCGGGAUGGCUGGCGAGCGCGUGACCAUCACUGAUGCCCUCAGCAAUGUCGACGUCCUUGAUGACCUGCCGCUGCCAGACCAGCAGCCGGUCAUCGAGGCACAGGCAUGUUCGGUUGUCUAUACGGCCAACUUCGACACCAACUUCGAGGACCGUAUGGCCUACGUGACGGGGGUGGCCAAGUACAUGGAGGAAGCAGCUACCCAUGCAGAAUUGAAUAAAUUACUAGAAGAGGGUGAAAAUCAUGCUGUUAUGCUGUACACUUGGCGGUGCUGUUCUCGUGCCAUCCCCCAACCAAAGUCAAAUGAGCAGCCGAAUCGUGUGGAAAUUUAUGAGAAAACGGUGAAAGUCCUGUCGGAUGAAGUAAAGAAGUUGACAAAGUUUAUGAAUUUCCAGAGGAAAGCCAUUGAUGUAUUCUGCAACCAAAUCAAGCGACUCUGUCACCAAGAGAAGCGAAAGGACUUUGUGUCUGAAGCCUAUCUUCUCACCCUUGGCAAAUUCAUCAACAUGUUUGCUGUCCUUGACGAAUUGAAGAACAUGAAGUCGAGUGUGAAGAAUGACUACUCAACUUACAGAAGAGCUGCGCAGUUUCUCAAGGUGAUGAGCGAUACCCAGUCUCUACAGGAGUCACAGAAUCUGUCAAUGUUCCUGGCCACCCAGAACAAGAUCAGGGACACUCUCAAGGAGAAGCUAACAGCAAUUCCUUCAUAUGAGGAUCUUCUGUGUGAUGUUGUCAACAUCUCGGUGCACAUGUUUGAGAACCGCAUGUACUUGACACCAAAAGAAAAGCAGAUGCUGGUCAAGGUGAUGGGAUUCGGUCUCUUCCUCAUUGACUCAGACAUUUGUAACAUCAAUAAACUUGACCAGAAGAAGAAGAUUAAGUUGGACAAGAUUGAUAAAAUCUUUAAGAACCUAGAGGUCGUUCCACUGUUUGGCGACAUGCAGAUUGCACCUUUCAAUUACAUCAAGAGGAGCAAGAACUUUGAUGCCAAAAUGUGGCCUCUAUGCAGUGCAUCAACCACAAGCCCACAGGCAGACCUGAUGUGCCAUUUACCACGCAUUAGGGAUGAACAUAUCAAGUAUAUCUCAGAGUUAGCAAGAUACAGCAAUGAGGUCAUCACAACAUAUAAGGAAACGGCACGUACGGAUGCAGAGAACAAAGACAUAGCAGACCUUGCCCUCCGUGGCCUCCAGCUCCUCAGUGAAUGGACAAGUGUUGUCACGGAGCUUUAUUCAUGGAAGCUACUGCACCCCACUGACCACCACUCCAAUAACCAGUGCCCAGCCGACGCAGAAGAAUAUGAAAGGGCUACACGAUACAAUUAUACUGAUGAAGAAAAGUUUGCCCUUAUCGAAGUCAUUGCAAUGAUUAAAGGCCUGCAAGUCUUAAUGGCUCGCAUGGAGACUGUAUUCCUAGACUCAAUACGACGCAACAUCUACCAGGAGAUGCAAGAUUUCGUGCAGCUCACCCUAAGGGACCCCUUGCGUAAGGCCAUCAAGAACAAGAAGGAACUCUUGAGGACGAUCUUGGUGUCAGUACGUGAGACAAGUGCCGACUGGGUGAAGGGAAUGGAACCCCCAGAUGACCCAGCACUCAAGGGCAAGAAGGAUCCAGACAAUGGGUUUGAGAUCAAGGUGCUAAGAAGGAAUGUUGGCCCUUCCUCAACACAGUUAUAUAUGGUACGCACAAUGCUAGAGUCUCUGAUUUCGGACAAGUCAGGAGGCAAGAAAACCCUACGGAAGGAACUGGAUGGCCAGCACCUCUGCCAGAUUGAUGAAUUCCACAAGACCUCCUUUUUCUGGACAUACUUGUUGAACUUUAGUGAAACGCUCCAGUUUUGCUGUGACCUUUCCCAGCUGUGGUACAGGGAGUUCUACUUGGAGAUGACAAUGGGUCGCAGGAUACAGAAGUGCACUGUGGAGCACCAUCACAAUGAGGAAUGCAAAGAUCUGGUGGUGAUGGACAAGCGCAUUCAGUUCCCCAUUGAGAUGUCCAUGCCGUGGAUCCUAACUGACCACAUCCUGCGCACCAAAGAUGCGUCAAUGAUGGAAUGCGUCCUCUACCCUCUUGACCUGUACAACGACAGCGCCUACUAUGCUCUCACACAGUUCCGCAAGCAGUUUCUCUAUGAUGAAAUUGAAGCGGAGGUUAACCUCUGCUUUGACCAGUUUGUCUUCAAAUUAUCGGAACAGAUCUUUGCCUACUAUAAACAUCUAGCUGGCAGCAUCCUACUUGACAAGAGGUUCAGGAGUGAGUGCAGCCUUCACAACAUGAGAAUCCAUUACCCACCAGCAAAUCGGUAUGACACCUUGCUGAAGCAGCGUCAUGUGCAACUUCUUGGCCGCAGUAUUGACCUCAAUAAGCUCAUCUGUCAGCGCAUAAAUUCAUCCAUGCACAAGUCCCUUGAAGUGGCUAUUGCUCGGUUUGAAGGGGCAGAUAUCACAUCUGUUGUGGAACUGGAAGGACUCAUUGAGGUAAACAAACUCACACACAAACUCUUGAGUCAAUUGCUCGUAUUGGACGACUUCGAUGCACAACUGAGGGAGGCGAACCACAAUGUCCUUGCCCCCUAUGGCAGAACAACGCUCCAUGUUUUCUGGGAACUCAACUACGAUUUCUUACCCAACUACUGCUACAACGCGGCCACCAAUCGGUUUGUAAAGGCACCUGUAACUACAUUUGCACAGCCAGUACAGAGAGACAAGCCUCCAAAUGUGGCACCAUACAUGGUCUGGGGUAGCAAGGCCCUAAAUGUAGCUUUCAACACAAUUUACUCACAGUUUUCAGGCUUCCUUGGUCCCCCCCACUUGCGGUCCAUUGUCCGAGUGUUGGGGUACCAAGGUAUUGCAGUGGUGAUGCAGGAGCUCCUUGAGAUCAUCCACUCACUCAUCCAGGGAAACAUCCACCAAUUCACAAAGACAUUGCUGCAGGCUAUGCCCAAGCAGUGCAAGCUUCCUAGAUAUGAUUAUGGAUCCCCAGGUGUACUUGGCUAUUACCAUGCCCAGCUUAAUGACAUCGUGCAGUAUCCUGAUGCCCGCACAGACCUCUUCCAUCACUUCCGAGAGUUGGGCAAUGCUCUUCUUUUCUGCCUGUUGGUAGAGCAAUCACUCACUCAAGAAGAAGUUUGUGAUUUGCUGCAAGCUGCACCGUUCCAGAAUAUUUUGCCGCGCCCCUUCUGCAAAGAGGGUGAGAAGCCAGAGACAAAACAGAAGCGUUUAGAGGCAAAAUAUGCUCCAUUACAGAUUGUCUCCAACAUUGAGAGGCUUGGAACAGCAAAGCAAGCCAUGAUUGCACGAGAAGGUGACUUAUUGACAAGAGAGCGCCUUUGCUGUGGCUUGUCAAUCUUUGAGGUUAUUUUGACACGAAUACAGACCUUCUUGGAAGACCCCAUAUGGCAUGGUUCCCCACCCGCAAAUGGUGUAAUGAAUGUAGAUGAAUGCACAGAGUUCCACCGCCUGUGGUCUGCACUCCAGUUUGUCAUGUGCAUACCCGUAGGAGCUAAUAACUUCACUGUUGAACAACUCUUCGGUGAGGGGCUCAACUGGGCUGGGUGCUGUAUGAUUGUCCUUCUGGGGCAGCAGCGAAGGUUUGAGGCGCUUGACUUCUGUUACCAUGUCCUUCGGGUGCAAAAGGUGGACGGAAAGGAUGAGGCUGUUAAAGGAAUUCAAUUGAAGAGGAUGUGUGAUCGCAUCCGGCGGUUCCAGGUGCUUAACUCUCAAAUCUUCGCUGUUCUGAACAAAUACCUGAAGACAAGUGACCCUGAUAACCUCCCAGUGGAACACGUGCGAUGCUUCCAGCCACCUAUCCACCAGAGCCUGGCUAACCAGACAUACCAACGACCGGACCACUUACGCUAGGGCUAUAUUGACAUCCAGGAAACUUGUAAUCAGAAUCAGUUCUGCAAGGGAGAGUAGGAGCAUCAUGCAGUAUUGCUCUGCUGUGAGAAUAGACUUCUUGCAAGGCUUUGCUGGAGGAUUUAUUAGAGUGGAUGCUUGUCCUAACCCCCAACCCCCCUCCCCCUCAAAAAAGUACUCUACUUUUCCUCUAGAGAUACACACUUUUGUAUAUAUUAUUUUAAAGAUAUUUGGCUUUUCCAGAACUGUUGGAAAUUGUCUGAUUAAGUGAGGAGAGGAAAGUUUGGUGAAGACAUUUUUAUGUCUAAAUGCGAGAACCACCGGGAGAAAGGGGUAAUUGUUGUGCUGUGUUGAACAUUCAUAUAUGGCCAAUAUGUACUGUUUAAUUUGAAAGACAGUAAGGUACAGUGGUUCAUAAAUGAGUUGUAUAUGCAAAACUAUCCUUGAAAAUUUAUUCAAAUCUGUAUCUCUAGUCAGGAGACACUGUUAGUUCCUCUGUUGAUUGUGUAACCUCACCUUUUACCCCUUCUCAUUUUGCAAUAAUUAGCUUAAUCUGGACUUUACAAGUUAAGUUUAUGCCAUGUAGUAAAGCAGAUAUUUUGCCGAUAUUUCUCAGUUGGAUAAUGUUUAUUUUCACAGGGACUAGCCUGACUAGUUCAAUUCUAGAUGAGGUUACAAUUGGCUGUGCAUUAUAAACUAUUUUAGUUUCUUUCAUAUUAUGUAUAUACACAAUAUAUUAAAUCCCAAAGUGAAAUUAUUUCCAAGUGGGAAAAAUGCAGAAGGGAGGAAACUAUAUUAAUCUUCUGUUAGAAUAGGUCUACAGUUACCAUACAUAUAGUCCCAGUUACACAAAAUAUCUGCUUAGACGCCAUGUAGAUAAUCUCAUUCAGAGCUAGUAAAAAUCUCUAAGUUGAUUUUUUUUUAUUUUCCCUUUUUUACCUUUAUUCUAUUUAUUUAUUCAUUUAUUUAUUUUUACUUAAUUUUUUUUGUAAGUUACAAUUAUUAAAUAUAUUAAAAUCUAGCCACAUGUAACCUCAUUUUAUUUCCAUUCAAGGAUGAUAGACUUUUUAAUGCGGUAUAUUCAACUUGGGGAAUCUCAAUUGUAUUUUGUAAAUGUUAUUAUUUCAGUCCAGGUUGAAAUUGACAUUUUCCUGCAAAUUACCAGGUAGGGACGGAGUCUGCACAUUUUUUUUCUGAUAAUGAAAGGCAAUAGCUUACCAGUAUUCAAGGCAGAAUACUGGUAAAUCUGACUGCUCCCACAGACAGGAUAUUUAACAAAUUGUAGUUACAGAGUUACUAAUACUAAUGCUCCCCAGUUACCCCUCUUAUUUCCAUCCAAACUUUUUCAAAGCCAGUCUCUUCCCCAGCUACCAGACACUUCAGGCUGUUUCAUACUCCACUUGCUUUUAGGUUGGUGAACUUUUUUUCAAACCUCCUAAAAACAAAAGCAUGUUCACAAAUGUUCCUUUGGCCUGAGGGGUUAACGAUAUAAAUUUCUCUAUGGAUGGAUUUGUAUAACUUGUAUAUUCCUUUAUUAAUAACUAUAUAUGUCUUAUAUAUAGUUGAUUAUUCCUAAGUUUAGUAUGUUUUUACAUUUUUGAUGUAAAUGUCUGUAAAUGACAUUUUUCCCUGAAGCUUUUUGCCUUGUGUAGAUAUUGCUUUAGGGUCUUGCAUGGUUUCUUGUUAUAUAUUACUGACAUUUUAAAGGGAAUUUAUGUAAUGACUCUGCUUGUGAUAAAAGAACAAAAAGAAGAGUUGACAACUAAAUUAGUUUGGGUAUAUUAUAAUUCAGAUAUCAAACUAUUACUGAAGGUUCUUUUGGUGCGUAAUGAAUGAGUGAUUAUAGAUAUGGCCAUAUAUGGGGUUCAGCUUAUGAUUACCAAGUAUUUUUGUAUAAGAGAAAAUGUAUAGAAAUGAGACACAAACUGCACUGCACACCCUUCACACAUAGAUAUGAAUUUUUUUGUGCUUGUAAAAUGAGAAUGGACAAAUGCUGUACAAAAAAAUAACUAAUUAGCAAUGCAAGGUUUUUAAGUUGAUCAGUGGCAAAAGGUGGGACAGGAAUGUAUAUACAAUGGAGUUACUUUAGGCUUUGCUGUGUAUAUUGUAUAAGCAACAGUAUUGAACUUACUGGCCUUUUGAGCGCAACUUUUCCCAGUAAGACCUUCACGCAUAAUGCUAUAGUCAUUACCAGUAAUUCUAAUAUUAUUAAUGUCCUGGAUGUAAGGGUAAGUCCUUAUUUUUACUACCUAUGUACUUUGCUCUUUGCACUGUACAAUGUAUUACCAAGUAGCUGUUAGUGACACCCAUUCUUGAGUGCCUGAAAGAAAUGUAGGUAUUGGGGCUAUCAAAGGUGAAGUUCAUUUUUUUUCAUUGCUAGCAGGAGGAAGCUUCAGAGAAUAAACUUUUAUUAUGCAUUAAUAUUUUUGAAAGUUACUGGUUUAUGUUGCACUACAUGAAGUUUGUUCAGAAUUUGUAUUCAAUAGUUUCUAUGUGUAUAAAUUCAUACACAUCGCUCUAGUUAAAGAGGAAUUAUUUUAUAUAUUUAUAUCUUUUUUACUCAAGUCUUGUAGAUAUGAAAACCAUUUAUUGUGUUCUAUUGUUUAUCCUGUGUUCAGAGAAAGGCAACUAAGAUUAUAGGUUGAAGUUUGAAGAAUAUCUCAAGGAUAACUCUGUGAAAACAGUUAUUGGAGAGGUGCAGUUUUGAUAACAUAUCACACUCCAAGGAAACAAGACAUUAGUACUCAGUGUUACAAUGAUAAUUUGAAUUUGCAAAUAGGGGUGAAGUUCUUAAAACAAAUUUUCCCAAAAGCUUAAUGGGUGUAGGCGAGUUUUUGAUGUCUUCUUGCAAGAGAUUCAAAUAAAAAGGGAGUUAAAAGAGCAUCAAGCAGAUUAAGCACUAGAGGCUUUGUCAGUGUUUCUAUUACUGACUAGUCUGUUGGUAUUUUGCUUUAAAUCAUAGUAGAAAUGUCUAGCAAUCCUAAAUAUUAGCAGUAUUUCAUGAUAAUUUGAUGCAGUGGAUCAUACAGUAGAUAUAAAAUCGCUUAACUUGGACUUUCAAAUUCACAUAGAUUAUCUCCUGUUGUGCUCAGAAUAAUAGCUGUUUACUGGGAUUUAGUGAAAAUAAAUAACCUUUUAAAAAUAUUUCAGAAUUAUAAGUGACCAAUACAAGUUUAUGAUAAUGAUGUUCAUGUCUUACUAGGAUUAGUAAGGCAUGUGAAGAUGAGCAUUGUCUUUAUUGCAUGGUUGAACAAGCGGGGACAUUUUUCUCCUCAAUUAAAAUACGUGCUGGAGAAUACCUGUACAAUACCAGUUUUAUAUCAUUAAAAUCAUACAAAUUAA